Rosa chinensis is the source of this 1725-nucleotide messenger RNA. RefSeq lists its product as uncharacterized. The record is from RefSeq and is a predicted model, not a curated record. Gene Ontology annotation, molecular function: protein kinase activator activity; microtubule binding. The coding region runs from base 113 to 1564 and encodes 483 amino acids. NCBI's taxonomy places the organism in Eukaryota, Viridiplantae, Streptophyta, Magnoliopsida, Rosales, Rosaceae. Gene Ontology annotation, cellular component: mitotic spindle; nuclear microtubule. The transcript is spliced from 8 exons. Gene Ontology annotation, biological process: mitotic spindle assembly; activation of protein kinase activity; regulation of mitotic spindle organization.
CUCUCCUUCUCUCUCUUUCAAUUCCCUCAUUCAAUUAUUUUCUCUGAUCCCAAAACACCCAAAUCUUAAAAACCCAAUUUCUUAAUCAAAACCCAAUUGCGGUCACUUUCCGAUGGACUCGGUCGGCAAGAGCGCCGGAGCGGUGACUCCGAUCAGAGACCAACACGGCUCCCGAUCCAAGAAGCAAGAAAACUCCAGAUACUCCGAGAAUCUGAACCCCAACGUCUCUCCCGGCCCGAAAUCGGCCAAGUCCCAGAAAUCGGGUUCCAAGAACCCGAACCCGGUUUUCCAGUCGCCCCGGAAGAAGAUCCGGGAGAGGAAAUUCGUGGUGGCGAAGAAGAGAGGGAAGAAGGAGGAGAAUCCGAAUCCGAAUUCGAAUUCGAACACCGAGUGCAGCAAAUGCAAAGAGAAAGGCGGCGAUUCGAAGAAGAAGUGUCUGUGUGUGGCUUACGAGAAUCUGAGGGCUUCUCAGGAGGAGUUCUUCAAGACCCGACCCGAACCCGAAAACGGGUCGAAGGAGUCCGACGGGGCUGAUGAUCGGGAACUCGAGGAGGCCUUGCUGAUUCAGGACCAGGACUUCGACGAUCGCGACCCGGGCGAGCCCGACCCGACUGACGAAACGGGUACGAUUAAGAGGAGGAGGGCGAGGCUGUUGGAGGAGGCGAGGAAGAGCGUGCCGGCGCGUGGGAAGGUGAUGCACUUGGUUCAGGCGUUUGAGAAGCUGCUCACGAUUCCCAAGGAAGGAGACGAAGCAGAGGAAGAAGAGAGUGGUAAGAAGGCUACGAAGUGGGCCUUGCCUGGGCUGCAACCGCCGGAGGCCCAUGAGUCGUCGUCGUCGUCGUUUUGCCGGUCGGAUUUGUUUCUGACGUCGGAGAAUCUCGGGCUGGAUCGCCGGCCGUCGUUGUCGUCGUCUUGGGAUGGAAGCAUUUCGAACAGGACAUCGAAUGGGGGGAGGAGAAGCCGAAGAAAUAGCUCGGAGUCGUCUGGCACGAUUGGAGGAAGUAGAUGGAAAAAGAAGCAGCAGCUCAGAGCAACUAGCCUUAAACCAUUCAAGCUCAGGACAGAGGAAAGGGGGAGAAUGAAGGGAGAAGAGUUCAUGAAGAAGGUACAGGAGAUGAUGAUACAGGAGGAGAGGCAGCGGAUACCGAUUGCUCAGGGCCUGCCAUGGACAACAGAUGAACCAGAGUGCUUAAUAAAACCUCCUGUAAAAGAGAGCACAAGACCAACAGACCUGAAGCUCCACACUGACAUGCGGGCAGUAGAGCGUGCUGAGUUUGACCAUCAGGUGGCAGAGAAGCUGAGCCUGUUUGAGCAAUACAAGAUGGAAAGAGAGAGACUGCAGAAGUUGGCAGAAGAGGAAGAAGUAAGAAGGCUGAGAAAGGAGCUUGUUCCAAAAGCACAGCCAAUGCCCUACUUUGACAGGCCUUUCAUUCCCAGAAGGUCAAUGAAGCAUCCAACUAUACCCAAAGACCCAAAGUUCCAUAUCCCUCAACAUAAGAAGAUCAAGUGCUGCUUGUCAUGGAAUGAUGAUAUGAGCUCCUACUCUUAUCAAAGUGAAGCUUGAAGAAGACAAGAAACUUGCCUUAUUUGUUUGUCACAGCCAUGUUUAUUCCCCCGUUAUGAAUAAUUGAUCCCUUCUAUUUUGUUGCCAAAUUGGUUUCUUUCUGAUCCAUGUACAUGAAUGAAGCAUAGCAGCAACCAGUUACGUUGCAAUUUUUGGUUCCA